ACCACUGACCCCGGCUGCUGGCAGCAAUGGCGACAAGGCCGUGGCAGCCCUGUCCUCGGCCCGUGGCCGUCCUGCCUGUGGCCAUCUCUUGGUGUGGAUCAUCCUUGCAGCCAUCUUUGGUGCCUGGGCUCGGUGGGAUGGCGGGGUUUGGUGGCAGAGGGAUGCUGUGGCACGGCUGGCGGCGCUGGGAUGGCAUCGUGCCGCGGUGCCAGGGCACGGGGAAGGCUCACAGCUGCCUGCAGAGGAAGCACCAACCGCAGCGGGGCUGGACUGAGACAGCGAAGGACGGGCAGAGGGACGAGGGGGAGCACCAAGAGCUCCCAGCACCAGCGAGGAUGGAGGUGGCCAAGCUGCCCCCCAGCAAGAGGAUGGCCCCUGCUCCCCCCGUCCCUGCCAAGGCCAAGCCAGCCCCCACGCUGGUGAGCAGGCCCGGCGGUGCUCAGCCCGGCGCCUCGGCUGACGCGGAGCGUGGCAGAGCUGGUGACACAGCUGACGCCAUCCCUUUGGCAGAGGUUGAUGGCUUCGGUGCGGUACCAGUCACCACGGCCAAGCUGAGCCACCCCACAGCCACUCGGCCCCGGGUGCCAGGCCAGCGGCCACCCAGCCUCAGCCUGGGCAGCACGGGGGGGCUGUGCUGGGGGGAGCAGCCCCCGGGGCUGCCCUGUGCCGGGCUCUGUGCCCCUCUGCCCGCUGCCAGGCUGCCGGGGGUGCCACUGGGGCCGUGGCCGGAGGAGACGCUGGCACUGGAUGACCUGAAGGCUGAGGUCCGGACCCUGCACAUCCUCGUGGACCUGAUGCGAGUGCAGCACCUGCGGGACCUGGAGGAUCUGCGGCUGGAGCUGUGCCAGGAGCGUGCCAAGCGCCAGGAGCUGCAGGUGAGGCCCUGGGGAGCAGCUGCCCCAUGGCUGAGGGUGCCCACCAGCCCCCCAGCACUCACUGCUGCUCCCCACAGGCAGAGAUUGAGCGCGUGAGGAAGGUGCUGCCCUGUUAGUGUGGUCAGAGGCUGCAGCAUCCACCCCUCUGCAGCCCCGGGCUGUGGGGCAGGAGGAGGGCACAGGGGGAACCCUGAUCCCGCUGCCCCGUUGAACAGGCUGCAGCUGGGCACUGCCCUCUGCAGCAUGGCACAGCCUCAGCCUCUGAGCACAGAGAGAUUGUUUAAAAUAAACUGGU
This is a messenger RNA of Colius striatus (speckled mousebird), 1170 nucleotides long. RefSeq names its product protein bassoon-like. Bases 27 to 971 code for a protein of 314 amino acids. The record is from RefSeq and is a predicted model, not a curated record. NCBI's taxonomy places the organism in Eukaryota, Metazoa, Chordata, Aves, Coliiformes, Coliidae. The transcript has 6 exons.